CCUGAUCGCCCAGCACCAGCACAUCAUCUACACGGAGUUCAUCCCCCAGAUGCUAGGCCCCCUGCACACGGCAGCCGCGGGCCUCGCACCCAGGCUGGACCCCCUUACGGGCAAACCGGCGCGAAGCCAGUACGAACCCGAACGUGACCCCCGCAUCAUGGUGGAGUUCACGACUGCCGCGUACCGCUUCGGCCACGGACUCAUCGACCACUUCAGCCUGGUCAACUGCCGGGGAGGGGUCGUGCCCUUCUCGCUCUCGGACCGCUUCUUCCAGGUUCAGGACUUUUACCAACCGGGCACGUGGGUGAGGUUUAUGCGCGGCCUCUGCCUGCAACCGGGCCGGCCCGCUGGCUCGGCCCUCUCGGACUCCGUGCGCGCCCACCUGUACCGGAACCAGAGCAGCCAGGCGGGCCUGGACCUGGCCUCGAUCAACGUGCAGCGGGGCCGAGACCACGGCAUACCGGGCUACGGCCACUGGCUACGUCGCUGCCUCGGACGUCACAUGACCAACUUCGAGGACCUGACUCCCUACGUGCCGCCGGAGAACAUCGAGAUCAUGCGAAGCCUUUGGGAGCACCCCGACGACGUGGACCUGUGGGCGGCGGGACUGAUGGAGUACCCCGCCGGACCUGGUGCCCUGGUGGGACCCACAUUCGCCUGCAUCCUGGGUCGACAGUUCCGCAGCCUCAAGUUCGCCGACCGUUUCUUCUACACCCACGGACCGGGAAACAACGUGAACGCGCUCACUGACACUCAAGUGGCUGAAAUUUCCAAGUUCAGCCUGGCCAAGAUGAUUUGCGCCAAUGCCGACGAUCCGGAUACCUUCUGGGUUCAGCCACAGGUCUUCCUGCAACCUGACGAACAGACGAAUCCGCUGAUGCUGUGCAAGGACCUUCCUGACACGGACCUGUCAUCGUGGGUCCCGGCCGAGCGUCGUGUACCAAUAAGCCAAAACUUGCAACAGGACGAAUUGGGAUCUUGGCUCGAUCAUGCCAUGUGGGGAUCUAUAUUCAAGUGAACCUUGAAACCAUGACAUUCCUGGCAGCGCCCCUGAACGACUUGUUCGAACGUAGGGUCAUAUUUUCUUGUUGCUUCCACAUCACUCCUGUUUCGUUCUUCAGUCUUCCGCCAAGACUUGCGUCUUCGUAGGUCCUGGUCACGACCGACGUCAUCUCGUUGAAAAGGAAAUGUGGUCUUCCGAAGUGAUUUUGUAAAGACCGGUCCCAUCAACAGUCAAACAAAAAGAAA
This is a messenger RNA of Ixodes scapularis (black-legged tick), 1248 nucleotides long. Its product is annotated as chorion peroxidase. Gene Ontology annotation, biological process: response to oxidative stress. The coding region runs from base 50 to 1018 and encodes 322 amino acids. The record is from RefSeq and is a predicted model, not a curated record. Lineage: Eukaryota; Metazoa; Arthropoda; Arachnida; Ixodida; Ixodidae. The transcript is spliced from 5 exons. Gene Ontology annotation, molecular function: peroxidase activity; heme binding.